Messenger RNA from Lineus longissimus, 1066 nucleotides. RefSeq lists its product as uncharacterized. The record is from RefSeq and is a predicted model, not a curated record. Lineage: Eukaryota; Metazoa; Nemertea; Pilidiophora; Heteronemertea; Lineidae. Bases 50 to 1066 code for a protein of 338 amino acids. The transcript has 3 exons.
UUUAGCUGUUGCUCUUUCAUUAGCUCCGGCUGUCGCACCCUCGGGUGGUAUGUCGAGCUGUGGUUCGUGGCUUCUUCUCGGACCUAGGAUCGAGUCCAAACCAAGCGGCCUUGGUGGCCUAACCCUAUCUACCGUAGGAGCCACAACUCUCACCACCGGCCCUGAAGGUAUCAACGCAUGGGUUUUCACCGGGCAUAACUACGUCAAGAUAACCAGUGACGGAAAGCUGGAUAUUGAGCGUGAUAGUUUCACAAUCGCGACUUAUCUUUACCAAGACGUACUUAGAGACGAAAUAAUCGUGGAGUGGAGAGGAAGAGGAGAUUUCGGAACUCACAUGUGCAUUUAUCAAGGCAAGCUUUUGAUCAACAUGGAUGCCCAUACUGGACGCAGCCUUGGUGAAUUUCAUAUUGCUCCACCAACUAAGAAAUGGUCGUUCGUAGGGAUCAGCUACAGUCAACAAACUGGCAAUUUGGUGAUGUGGGUCGAUGGUAAUGUUGUCAUCAAGAAUGUCGGAGCCAUAGGACUCCGAGACAUGUUGGGUGAUUUGUACGUUGGACUCAGGCCGGCAAAUGGUGGGUCCAAAUUCACGGGAAAGCUGGCCGGAACAACGCUGAUGAGAUGUGCAGUCAGUGGUAAGGCCCAGAUCGAGGAACUUAGGAAGCUGAUCAUAAGUAGAGCCAAACCUGGUGGUAUGUCGAGCUGUGGCUCGUGGCUUCUUCUCGGACCUAGGAUCGAGUCCAAACCAAGCGGCCUUGGUGGCCUAACCCUAUCUACCGUAGGAGCCACAACUCUCACCACCGGCCCUGAAGGUAUCAACGCAUGGGUUUUCACCGGGCAUAACUACGUCAAGAUAACCAGUGACGGAAAGCUGGAUAUUGAGCGUGAUAGUUUCACAAUCGCGACUUAUCUUUACCAAGACGUGCUUAGAGACGAAGCAAUCGUGGAGUGGAGAGGAAGAGGAGAUUUCGGAACUCACAUGUGGAUUUAUCAAGAAAAGCUUUUGAUCAACAUGGAUGCCCAUACUGGACGCAGCCUUGGUGAAUUUCAUAUUGCUCCACCAACAUAG